Messenger RNA from Engraulis encrasicolus (European anchovy), 1838 nucleotides. RefSeq names its product mono-ADP ribosylhydrolase 1 (gene macrod1). Gene Ontology annotation, cellular component: nucleoplasm. Gene Ontology annotation, biological process: purine nucleoside metabolic process; DNA damage response; peptidyl-glutamate ADP-deribosylation. The transcript has 11 exons. NCBI's taxonomy places the organism in Eukaryota, Metazoa, Chordata, Actinopteri, Clupeiformes, Engraulidae. Bases 147 to 1265 code for a protein of 372 amino acids. The record is from RefSeq and is a predicted model, not a curated record. Gene Ontology annotation, molecular function: ADP-ribosylglutamate-[protein] hydrolase activity.
CCAAGCUCCAUGUUUGAAGGUUGGAGUGGCGCGAUCUGAGCGUAGGCUACUUAUUUAGGAAUAGCACCGGUGCCAAGGACUGGACCUUGCGCUGUCUGAACCCGGUAGUGCAUAACUGUCCCGGUCAGUGAGUGUGACAACACAGUAUGGCGCUGCAUGUGUCAAAACUUACUACACGAUUACCAACACCGGGCAGCUUUGGAUUGCGCUCAGUUCUCGGAACUAGACUUCCCUUUACUGGCCCAACAUUUACUGAUAUAAGGUGCGCUGCGGGCCGUCGCACACUGCAUUUACUUGUCCGUCAAGCAAGUGACAGCUGGUCAGCAGCAAAGUCCCUUCUUCUUAACUCCGAGCUGGGCUAUUACAGGUGCGCUGUCGGCAGGUUGGGGAAGUUCACAGCAGCAGGCUCCAAAGCAUUCCACCACACUUCAAGUUCCACUACAUCCAAUUGGACGAGCAGGUCCCGUUACCAAGUUGCGUUCAGCGUCCUUGGAGUGUCUGUGGGCGCAAUGGCUACACUGCACACAACCACUAUGUUGGCCAUGAGUGAAACCCCGGAGAUUGUCACCGACUGGCAGAAAGCAAAGGAUGAUUUCCUUAAUGAAACUUUGGAGGAGAGAAGGGCACGUUGCAAGGGCUCCGUGCCCCUGGACGAAAUACCUGUCUGGGAAGCUGUGAAGCCUGUUGUGGAGCCAAAGGAGGUGGUGAACAAGAAGAUAUCCCUCUUUCAAGGAGACAUCACCAAGCUGGAGAUUGAUGCCAUCGUCAACGCAGCAAACAAAUCGUUGCUGGGCGGAGGUGGAGUGGAUGGUGCGAUCCACCGCACCGCUGGUCCUAUGCUGAAGAAGGAGUGUGCCACUCUGAACGGCUGCGAAACGGGGGAGGCCAAGAUAACAGGAGGCUACGCCCUGCCGGCUAAGUAUGUGAUUCACACAGUGGGCCCCAUAGCGUUCGGCGGGGUGACUGACAAGGAGAGGAACGCCCUGCGCGACUGCUACCUCAACUGCCUGCAAACAGCUGUCGAGAAUAAGCUCAGGACCGUGGCUUUCCCUUGCAUCUCUACCGGGGUCUAUGGCUACCCUCCUAAGGAAGCAGUAGAUGUGGCCCUGGAUACUGUGAGGAAGUUCCUGGAACAGUAUCAUGACAAGCUGGACCGUGUCAUCUUCUGUGUGUUCCUGGAGACAGACAAGGAGCUGUAUCGCCUCAAUAUCCCGCGCUACUUCCCUGCUGAGUCCCCUGAGCCUGCUCACUCUGCUGACCAAUGAGAGAGCCCCAGUGCACUGCAGUGCUGGACAGCAGGUUCCGCGGUGAAAAGCAAGCUGUGAUUGCCUGUCACGGUUACCCGGGGAGAUGCUGUAAGCCACCCACCCGCCUACCCACCUACCCGCCCAUCAGCCCCCCUUGGAUUCAGUUGACCCCCCACCUGCUGGUGCCGCGCCCCCUCUUCGCUCGACGUUGCUCGCUGUUUUUUUCUUUUCUUUCCUUUUCUCCUUUUUUAUAAUUUUUUUAUUUUUUAUUAUUAUUCUUUUUUCGAAACUCCUUUCCUCUUCUGAGAGAUCUCACGUACUUGUGUAAUUACCGUGGUUUUAGCUCAGGGGAACUGCAGAGGAAGUGGAGAGAUAGAGAGAUGAAAUGGACGGGGGUUGGGGGAGAGGAGGAAUGUCUAGCCUGUCUGGCUGCCUCAAAAUGGCACAGCAGCACCCAACACCUUCAUAAAGUCUACUCUAACCCCCUUACCUUGAUGUGCACACACACAGCGACACACACACACACACACACACACACACACACACACACACACACACACACACACACACACACACACACACACACACACA